Molecule: messenger RNA, 2515 nt
Organism: Eurytemora carolleeae
Lineage: Eukaryota; Metazoa; Arthropoda; Copepoda; Calanoida; Temoridae
Product: dipeptidase 1
Exons: 12
Coding region: 32-1252 (406 amino acids)
Biological process (GO): proteolysis
Molecular function (GO): metallodipeptidase activity
Source: RefSeq, a predicted model, not a curated record
UAUCAAACUACGGCGACAGCACUGGUGUCUAAUGGUUUCAAUGGUGGUCGUCUUGAUUGUAUGCCUGGGUAUAUUUCUACCAAUUUCAAGGUCUGAAGCGUUCAAUGCUCUAAGUCCUGCUCAACAGAAGAAAGCUGUCGUUGAACUUCUAACAGAGGUUCCUCUAAUCGACGGGCACAACGACCUUGCCUGGAACCUACGAAAAUUUGUGCACAACAAGCUGGAGAAGGUCAACUUGUCCACCAAUAUCAAGUACCUAGAGCCUUGGUCCGUAUCAAAAUGGUCACACACUGAUUUACUACGGUUACGAGAAGGAAGGGUGGGUGCUCAGCUAUGGACUGCUUAUGCUCCGUGUGGAUCUCAACAUAAGGACGCUGUACAGAUUACCCUAGAGCAAAUAGAUCUUAUUAAACGUAUGGUGGAACAGUAUUCGUCCUACCUACAGCUUGCACAAACUGCUCAAGAAAUCACUGAUGCUCACAAGUCUGGUCGAAUUGCCAGUCUUCUAACUGUAGAAUCAGGACACAGUAUUGGAACCAGUUUAGCUGUACUCAGAAUGUUCCAACGUCUGGGGGUUCGAGUUCUAACCCUAACACACAACUGUGAUACGCCCUGGGCUGACUGUUCUCAGGCUGAUAAACCUGGUGCCAAACCUACUCACAAUGGUCUCACAACCUUCGGACAGACUGUUGUGAAGGAGAUGAAUCGACUGGGAAUAAUUGUCGACUUGUCGCACUCGAGUAUACAGACUGCACGCGACACUCUGGCUGUCUCUGAAGCGCCGGUCAUCUUUUCACAUUCUUCCGCGCAUGCGCUUUGUAAUUCAACCAGAAAUGUUCCGGACGAUGUCUUAAGAAUAGUGGCUGAAAGAAGGGGGCUAGUGAUGGUCAAUUUUUUCUCCUAUUUCCUCACCUGUAGCAAUCAUUCAACGCUUAAUGAUGUGAUAAGUCAUAUAAACCAUAUAAGAAGAAUAGCAGGAAUCGAUAGUGUUGGAAUUGGUGCCAGCUAUGACGGAAUUAGUGCGGUACCUAAAGGAUUGGAGGAUGUAUCUACCUAUCCUGCUCUCUUUACAGCUCUGCUAGCCAGUGAUUCCUGGAGCAUAGAUGAUCUAAAGAAACUGGCGGGUUUAAAUUUUCUCCGGGUCCUGAAAACAGUAGAGGAGGUCUCCAAUGAGUACCAGAGCAGUCCAGGCGAGGUUCAUAUUCCAGGGGAGAAGAUCAAGGAUUCUUUGGAUUGCAGAACAUCAAUUUAAACAAAUCGUCGCCAAUUUGUUUUAUUUCUUAAUCAGCUGAUUCAACUACACACACGCCGCUAGUCAAAUUUUUCUUCAAAUCAGCUGGUCUAAAAACCAAGAUGUCACCUACUUCUAAUUGCCAAUCAAAUUAGUUUUUUAUUCAUCGACCACGCUUCUGGUUCAAAUUAGUGAAUUUUAAGAGACGAAAUCAAACUCGCCUAUACAAGAAAAAGCUCCAAAGUUGUGCCUGGUGUAAGCUAAUGUUUAUGUACAGCAGAAAUUUCGAAACACAUGAAGUUAAGGAUAUUGAAGAAACCAUAUGUACCUUGUCACUGCCAUAUUAUGAAAAGUCUCUGAGCUGCAGCCAAGCAGAUUAAUGUCUAACGACUCCAGUAUCGAGUAUCCGCACUCAACCACAGCUCAAUGUUAUUAUUAGAAAGUGUAAGUAUCGGUAGGAUAUGUUACUAGUUAUUGUUUGCACUGUGCCAUAUACGGCAGCUAACAAAAAGUAGUGUAUAGGCAUAGUGUUCAAAAAUUAGAAAACGACCCAGAAAAAUUGUGCUAUUUUACUUGUUCAUUAGAGAUUUAAAUCUUUUAAGAGAAAAAUUGUUUUAGAUUUACUUUUAAUUAUUUAAUGUUCUUCACGUUGAUUGUAGAAUUAUUUUAUCUGAUCGAGUUUCGAAAACUAGAUUUCCAAAAUUAUUGGAAAGAUGGAACUGUUUUUAAUCUUUUUAAAACAUAAGGAUCCUUUGAAAGAAAUGGCCCACCGCGCGUUAAAUAAUAUAAAAAUACAGAUUUACGAUUAAAAGAAGAUAGAAGGUUGAUGGAAUGAUUAAUACAUGGAUUUGAGAUUUAGCAGGCCUUGAAUGUUUCAGGUGUAAAGUAAAGAAAAAUGGUUUUGUCGGGAACAUUCUUUAACUUGACUCGAUGAAAAAUAUCCAGGACAGAAUCUGAGAAGUUUUCAGUAAAGAAUAAUCUUUCAUCCUUUCAUAUUAAAAUCAUCCAAUAUCUCUUAACAGUACACAGUACACAUUUUCUUACCAACAGAUUUAGAUUAAAUCCUUUAACAGUAGACAGUGCACAUUUUGAUACCAUUGGAAUUAGAUUAAAUCCUUUAACAGUACACAGUACACAUUUUCUUACCAACAGAUUUAGAUUAAAUCCUUUAACAGUAGACAGUGCACAUUUUGAUACCAUUGGAUUUAGAUUAAAUCCUUUAACAGUACACAGUACACAUUUUCUUACCAACAGAUUUAGAUUAAAUCCUUUAACAGUAGACAG